This is a messenger RNA of Ilyonectria robusta, 1518 nucleotides long. RefSeq names its product putative MFS sugar transporter. Gene Ontology annotation, biological process: transmembrane transport; carbohydrate transport. Gene Ontology annotation, molecular function: carbohydrate:proton symporter activity. Bases 1 to 1518 code for a protein of 505 amino acids. Lineage: Eukaryota; Fungi; Ascomycota; Sordariomycetes; Hypocreales; Nectriaceae. The record is from RefSeq and is a predicted model, not a curated record. Gene Ontology annotation, cellular component: membrane. The transcript is spliced from 3 exons.
AUGAAGCCUAAGGCGUAUCAAUUUUUGACCGGAGUGUUUGCCUCCUUCGGGUCGCUGCUCUUUGGCUAUGACCUGGGUGUUAUUGCUCAAGUCAUUGCUUCUAAGUCUUAUCAGGACCUUUUCAAUACCACCUCCACCGACUCUGCUACCGGUGCCGUAGUCGCCUUGUUCACCGCCGGCGCCUUCUUCGGCGCCAUGUUCGCUGGUCCCACAACCGAGUACACGGGUAGACGAUGGACAAUCACCAUUGGCAGCGUCAUCUUUAUUAUUGGAGGAGCCCUGCAGACUGCUGCCCCCAAGAUCUCGUACUUGAUGGCGGGCCGAUUCUUGGCUGGUCUCGGUGUGGGAUAUCUGACCAUGAUUAUUCCCUUGUACCAGGCCGAGAUCGCGCAUCCUUCAAUUCGAGGUCGGGUUACUGCUCUCCAGCAGUUCAUGUUGGGCAUCGGUGCUCUCAUUGCAUCGUGGACGGGCUGGGGAACCUACAGGAAUUACACCGACAAUCGACAGUGGCGCAUUCCUCUGGGCAUCCAGAUCAUCCCCGCCGUCCUCCUCGGAGCUCUCAUCUUUGUCUUCCCUGAGUCUCCCCGCUGGCUCAUGGACAAGGGCAAGCAGGAGAAAGCCUUGAAGACUCUCGCUCGUCUGCACUCCAACGGUAACGAAGAUGACCCUUGGGUCCGCGCAGAGAUGGAGCAGAUCCAGGAAAGCAUCGCUGACGAGCAUGCGAAUGAGGCCAAGUCUUACCUCGAGCUCUUCACCAACAUGUCUUGUUUCCGCCGUCUCCUGAUUGCUUGUGGACUUCAGGCGUCCAUUCAGAUGACCGGCGUGUCUGCUAUCCAGUACUACUCGGUAGAUAUCUACGGCCAGGCAGGAAUUGGCCCCGAGGAUGCUCUCAAGUAUCAGGCUAUCAACUCCAUUAUCGCUCUCAUCGCUCAGGCCCUCUGCAUUGCCUUCAUCGAUCAUUUCGGCCGUCGUUGGACUCUCAUCUGGGGCAACCUCUUCAACAUGGUCACCUUCAUCAUUGCCACUAUCAUGCUGGCCGUCUAUCCCCCCGGCUCUGGUAGUGCUGCUCAGGGCUGGGGCUUCAUCGUCGUUACUUGGGCGUACAACUUCUCCUUCUCGGCUACCUGCGGACCUCUUUCAUGGAUUAUUCCCGCCGAGAUCUUCGACACUCGCACCCGAGCCAAGGGCGUCUCCCUCGCAACGAUGACUUCGUUCGCUUUCAACACCAUGAUUGGCCAGGUUACCGGUAUCGCCAUGGGCGCUGUAGGAUGGAAGUACUACCUCGUGUUUGUCAUUUGCAACUUCACCAAUGCCAUCUGUGUCUGGGCCUUCGUUCCCGAGACCAAGCAGUUGCCGCUAGAGGAGAUGAACUACCUGUUCGCCAACGCGCCUUGGUUCAUUCCCUUCGUGGACAAAAGCGAGUACACUGCCAACUAUCAGGCCGACUUGGCUCGCAGGGCCGAAAGGUUCGAUGAAAAGCUGGCUGCUGAGCAUGAGACAGGAGAGCAUAGGGAUUAG